AGACAUGGAGACAAGAUCUACACACCAGAAACUCUCAAUCCUAACUGAAGAAGAUGUUGAUAUCCAAACCAUGAUGGAUAGUAAUCUUAAGGCAAAUGACUUUGCACGUGAACACAUCCAUGAUUCUGAACAUAAGCUUGAUAAUAGGAAUGAUGUAAAGACAGAACAUACUUAUGAUGAAUAUGAUAUGAAGACUGAUAGAGAAGGUAUAGGCAUAACAAUGAUAGAGAACAAUAACGAUCUGUUCACUGAAGAGAGGGAACAAAGACCAGAUUGGGACAAUGUGUAUGUAUCCUCCAAACAGGUACCAAGAUCGCGGAAACAUGCUCAAUUUAUAAGUCCAUCAAAUCAUGGACUCUUAACUGAAAAACUUGAGUCUUUGGUUCAUAAUGACAUUGAUGUGAAGAACAGUGAAAUGUCAUUCGAUCAUACCAAAAAUGAACCAGAUUAUAAUCCCAUGGUGCAUAUCGAUGACACACCAAUGGACAUCACCGAUCAUAUUGAUACUGAAAACACACAUGAUACUGAACUACCUCAGAAUAUUGAUAACAUUACAGGGCAUAAUAGUAAUGUUCCUAUACAUAUUGACAGUUCUCAAGAAGAUCCUAAUGUUUUAAACCAUAACUACCAUCUACUUCCCCAGGGCUGUUAUAAAAGGAAACCCCAACAUGUGAAGUUCAAAGGCGACAAACCAAAGCACGAGUUUCAUAUAAAUCAAUGUAAAAUUGAUCAUGUUCGUGAAGUAGAUUAUGAAACAGCUAUAGGGAUAUCUGGAUUAAAUAGAACUAUAGCAAAGAACUGUCUACCAACAGUAGACUUUGCUACAUCGGAAAAUACUGGUGAAAAUGAUAUUUCACAUACAACAUAUGUACAUCAACAUGCAAUACCAACUACUAGAGCCUUGUGUCAUGUCAAACAACAAGAGAAAGUUAAACAAGAAAAGUUAAAGAAACAGCCACCAAGUAAAGCUGAUCCUUUAAAGUUGCGAGGAUCUUCACUCGAGGGAUGGCCUUUAAACAGAAAACUAUCACCUAAUAUGCAAGAUACUUUCAAUGAGGAGCAAUCACAAGACAUUGGAGAUACUACAAAUGAGGAGAAUCAGAUAUAUAGAGAAAAGUUUCCAAAUAAACACAGAACUUUAAGCAAGGCAGGCUCUAUAGAAAGCCCUCCAAAGAAGGGAUUAGCUCCCAGAAAGCAUGGACCACCUGAUUAUGAGACAACAAUACGCAUAAGGAAAUUGAGGCAAUCUGAUGUUUUUCAAAAAGAGGCACUCAAACUAUUAUCACAAGAUCAUGUUGCAUUAACCCAGGAUUAUAAUGAAACAAUAGACGAUCAGUCCAAAAUUAUUGAGCCAUUAAAUGUUGACAAGUAUGACAAUAUACAUAGAUCUUCAACUGAUGACCCAGAGGAGCAAAACAUAGACGUACCAAACAAGGUAUACUGUGACCAUGAUGCAUUUAGACCUCCAAAUGAGUUUGGCCCACCUGAUUAUGAUCAGACCAUGGAACGCAGGGACCUACUGAUGAUAUCUGGAUCACCACAUAAAGAUGUUAAACAUGUGUCAUCCCGACCAAGCAUACCAUCCAGCCUUAGAGGUGUAC
Owenia fusiformis is the source of this 1601-nucleotide messenger RNA. The record is from the annotation of a GenBank genome assembly. Lineage: Eukaryota; Metazoa; Annelida; Polychaeta; Sabellida; Oweniidae.